AUGAACUGUAGUGACAGGGGGGAAGUGGGGAUAGAGGCGCUGGUGAUAGGCAGGGCAGAUCUGCGACGCGAUCUGGCAGCGAGUGACGGGAAAUUAUAUAAGGGCAGCACGCGAAAAAGCGGAUUUUCCUGUGUCCUCCUCUCUCAUCUCCACCACAGACACUGCGUUAGGCGGCUGUCCUCUUCUACAAUGCCUUCUCUUCGCCGCACUGCCUCGUCCCCCGCCGUCCGUUUGUCCCCCUACACAAGCGGCUCGCUCGUUGCCCGCGGCCACGGCCCACGACGCUCGUCAGGCUCAGAGACUUCCAGCAGGCGCGUCCUCGCAGACAUCGAGUGGUGGAGAGUCACCGACGGCCAGUGCACCGACGCCAGCGCUGACCAGGAGUCGGAGGAUCCAAACCGCGGCACACAGGGCACAAACGUCCUCUUCGACGCUGCCGACGCCGUCCCCGUUACCCACGUCGACGCCGACGCCAGCGUCGAGCACACGGCCGCCCUACCCAUGCCCUGGGCCGCCCCAACACCCGCAGGCUCGCUCGAGACCCCCUCGCCCGACCUGCCGACGGAGCAGUUCUCCACGCUGUCCAUCACACCACACACGCCGAGACGCCGGCACCACACCCUCGAGUCCUCCUCCUCCUCCCUCGAGUCGUCUCCGGAGGCUGCUGAGGCUCCCGCAGCACACGCCCUCGCGCUUGGCCUAGGCCUGCAUCUCAACUUCGAUGCGCUCCCAACGCUGCAUACACUCUCACCUCAGAGACGUACGCGCUACAGCGCCCCAACGCCGCUCCUGAGGCGGUCCUUCACCAUCGCGGACUGCGGCAUGUCCAUGUCUCUGGACGACCACGAAGACCACGCGACUCAGUACGCCGAUUUCGCCGUCUCGCCUCUGUCGUCUGCCCCGGACUUUCUUAACUGA
Molecule: messenger RNA, 918 nt
Organism: Cyclocybe aegerita
Lineage: Eukaryota; Fungi; Basidiomycota; Agaricomycetes; Agaricales; Hemipholiotaceae
Source: the annotation of a GenBank genome assembly